AUGCACCAGGAUGCCCGCAAACUUUGCUUGAACAUAGACCAACAACAUUUGCAACCAACGCCGACAACCACUCAGCCACUGCUCCAAUGGGACUGGGCCACCGAACAUGCCGACAGGAAACGGGAAUCUAAGGCUGAUGCCGCCUUGCAUGGUGCUUCUCCUUUCGAAGUGGAUAGAAGGGUAUUGAAGGACGUCGUCCGCGAGAAAAUGGGUGUCGAGGUUGGUCGUAUCACCUUUCUUAGUGCGGGAACCUUUCACAAGGCCUACCUUGUCACACUCGUCGAUUACACGGAGCUAGUGGCACGCGUUGCACGUCGGUUCAUGCCCAGACUCAAGACCGAAUCAGAGGUUGCUACAAUGAGCUACCUUCGCGAAAAAACCAGUGUCCCCGUUCCGAAGGUCUAUCACUACGAUUCAAACCCCUACAACCGCCUAGGAGGUGAAAUUAUUCUCAUGUCGAAGGCGCCCGGACUUCCGCUUUCACAAGUUUAUCACGGGCUCCCUUACAGUGACAUUGUGAAGCUCAUGCGAAACCUCGCAGCCAUCGUCAUCCCUCUCUUCGCGCAUCGAUUCUCCGGAAUAGGGUCCAUCUAUUUCGGGCCUGACCCGCGGAUAAUAGUCUCUUCCGACACCCCAACCCCCAAAGCCAGCCAAUAUUGCCCUGCAUAUUCUGCAUUCCCAUUCUCCCCAACGCUAAGCAUGAGCGGGGUGAACGGCCCUGUGCCCAAGACCCCGUCUCUCCAGUCUAUUCAUACUGCAACUCACGUCUUCCACGUGGGCCCAAUUAUAUCCUGGCCUUUCUUCGGCUCCAACCGUGGCGAUCUGACACACCCAGAAGAAUUGAACCGCGGUCCGUGGGCUUCCACCGCGUCUUACUUGGCGUCCUGCGCAGAGCGCGAGAUCCAGGGUGUAAUACGCGAGAAUGAAGGCAGCGCAGCUCCACAUCGGUUACAUCUGGACCCGGAUGAGAUCAGGAGUUCGCGGCAUCACAGGUUAAGGGCGGUACCUGGAGACGAGAGCGAUGAUUCUGAUGAAUGGGAUCUGGAGGAGAGUGAAGAGGAAUGGGAGGGUCCUGGAGAUGCGAUGUAUAGGGAUUAUAGGCGGAUGCAGCGCAGUACUUUUUUGGUGGCUCAUAUGAGUCAGAGGGAGGAUCAGGUUAGGAGGGAGAUGGGGAGGUGGAUGAGGGUUAUGGAGCGUUUGAUGAAACUGGAGGAUGAUCGGCCCAUGGGGGAAGGUAAAGAGGAGUUUGGCUUGGAUUGCCAUGACUUGAGCUUGGAGAAUGUGUUUGUGGAUGCAAAGGAUAACACAUCCAUCACAUGUAUAAUCGACUGGGAAUCAACCACCACCCGCCCACUCUGGGCCUGCGCACACGUACCCGCCUUCCUCCAAUCCAGUCCCUUCCUAAGCAAACUAUUCCGCGAGGCUGUUGCGCGACUCCCCUCCGACCCUGCUUCUGCGAACCUCAAACUCCCACCUGGCUCCAAAGCUGAUUUGACGACUCUGUGCAGGGAGUGGUUGCACCAUGAAUCCGCGGGUGUUCGACUAAGGAUGGCACAUCGGUGUGUGGAGUGGGAUGGGUGGGAGGAGGGAUUAGUGGAGAGUAUAUUGGGGCCGGAAGAGUUUGAGGGUGAGUGGUUCAAGGGAGCUGCUAGUGGGAAGGAGAGCGCGUGUACGGAGGCGGACGCGGAUCGGGAGACAUCAAGAGCGGUGAUUGCGUCUCCGCGUACUGAGAAUCAUCAUCUACAUCAUCACCAUCAUCAUCACCCAGCACAGGCAACGGGAGGAUCCAGCUCAAACUCUUUCUCGCGGACUUCCAAGAUGAACGGGACGACCAAGGGGGCGAAGAGCAACGGCGUAGGCGCGGCUGGGAUGGUGUUAACAAUACCACCCGCACGAGGAGUAGCACGGUUGUCGAGGAAGUUGCCGUUCGUGGAUGAGCAGGAGAAGGAGCAGAUGUUGAAUACGACGGGGGAUAUAUGUGGUGGGCGUGGAGGGGAGCUGGGGAGGCGGUUGGAAGCUUGGUUGACUGUUACGGGGGGUGAGGGUGGAAAGCGGCAGCAAGAGCAUGUUGAGGAGGUGGGAGGGAUCUAG
This is a messenger RNA of Laccaria bicolor S238N-H82, 2091 nucleotides long. RefSeq lists its product as uncharacterized. Gene Ontology annotation, cellular component: mitochondrion. Bases 1 to 2091 code for a protein of 696 amino acids. The transcript has 5 exons. The record is from RefSeq and is a predicted model, not a curated record. NCBI's taxonomy places the organism in Eukaryota, Fungi, Basidiomycota, Agaricomycetes, Agaricales, Hydnangiaceae.